Eubalaena glacialis (North Atlantic right whale) is the source of this 2508-nucleotide messenger RNA. It is a transcript of the gene PPEF2, whose product is annotated as protein phosphatase with EF-hand domain 2. The transcript is spliced from 17 exons. Lineage: Eukaryota; Metazoa; Chordata; Mammalia; Artiodactyla; Balaenidae. The coding region runs from base 301 to 2508 and encodes 735 amino acids. Gene Ontology annotation, cellular component: nucleus; cytosol. Gene Ontology annotation, molecular function: protein serine/threonine phosphatase activity; calcium ion binding; manganese ion binding. The record is from RefSeq and is a predicted model, not a curated record. Gene Ontology annotation, biological process: negative regulation of MAPK cascade; detection of stimulus involved in sensory perception.
CUGCUGGAAAGCAGGGAGCCCUGAAUGCUUGGCCCUGGCUGUGGAUAUCCUCACUGGCUCUCUCGGGGAAGGUAUGCCGGACUAGCCCGGCACCUAAUUUAUCGGACUCUAGAUCUGGAAGAAAUCAGGAUCAGUCCGGGAUCCCUCGGCCAACUCUGAAGACAAGAUGGGGAUCACACCUGUGUGUUAAAGAGGUUUCUGCCUCGUUGUGGCUCGUAGAAAACACAUACCAAAGAAGCAAACAAUUCACUCUCCCUUGGACCUGCUAUCUGCGUCCUGCAGAAACAUUACACUUAUGCUAUGGGAAGCGGCGCCUCAACCCAACAUCAUUUUGCUUUCCAGAAUGCAGAGAAAGCCUUCAAGGCAGCGGCCCUGAUCCAGAGGUGGUACCGGCGCUACAUGGCCCGCCUGGAGAUGAGGCGGCACUGCACCUGGAGCAUCUUCCAGUCUAUAGAGUAUGCUGGGCAGCAAGACCAGGUCAAGCUCCACAAUUUCUUCAGCUACCUUGUGGAUCACUUCACCCCCAGCAGUCACAACGAGAGGGACUUCCUGAACCGCAUGUUCACUGAGGAGAGAUCCCCCCAGGACUCCGAGAUGGAGAAUUGCAGGGACUAUGAAUCCAUCGAGGUACCGGACAGUUACACGGGGCCACGUCUCUCCUUCCCGCUCCUUCCCGACCAUGCAACUGCUCUGGUGGAAGCUUUCAGAGUGAAACAAAGGCUCCAUGCUCGCUAUGUCUUGAAUCUUUUGUAUGAAGCCAGGAAACAUCUGGUACAACUGCCAAACAUCAACCGGGUCUCCACUUGUUACAGCGAGGAAAUCACAGUAUGUGGAGAUUUACACGGCCAGUUGGAUGACUUAAUAUUUAUAUUUUAUAAGAACGGCCUUCCAUCACCAGAGCGGGCCUAUGUGUUCAACGGCGACUUUGUGGAUCGAGGGAAGGAUUCAGUAGAGAUCCUGAUGGUUCUUUUUGCCUUCAUGUUGGUUUACCCAAAAGAGUUCCAUCUCAACCGAGGAAACCAUGAGGACCAUAUGGUGAACUUACGAUAUGGUUUCACAAAGGAAGUGAUGCAUAAAUAUAAGACACAUGGCAAGAAAAUACUAAAACUGCUGCAAGAUGUGUUCUGCUGGCUUCCGCUGGCCACUCUGGUUGAUGAGAAAGUCCUGAUUCUUCAUGGUGGAGUGUCAGACAUGACUGACUUGGAGUUCUUGGCUAAACUAGACAGGCACAAGAUUGUUUCCACCAUGAGGUGCAAAACGAGAAAGGAACAUAAGAAACAGGCGGAGAAGGGAAAAGCCAACCAGACGAGCUCUGCCGGGAGACCCUCCCCGUGGUUCCUCCCCCAAAGCCACUCUCUCCCCACCUCGCCCCUCCGCCCCAGCAGCCAGAAGGCCCACAGAGCCGGGCGCUCCUCCAGCGUCCCCUGCAGGGUCCCCCUGGACCCCAACGAGCUCUCCCAUUGGGUGCAGCACUCCAUGGACCUGGAGCUGGAGAGUUGUCGGCAGCAAGCGGGCUUCCCGGUGAUCAAGGAGAAGGAGGAGCCCUUGCCCUUGGCAUCCGAAGCGGACGCGGAAGCUGAGGGGCGGCUGGAGCCCACUCAGGAGGCGUGGAGGCAGGUGGUGGAUAUACUGUGGAGUGACCCCAUGGCUCAGGAGGGCUGCAAGGCCAACACCAUUCGAGGAGGUGGCUGUUAUUUUGGGCCUAAUGUGACAGAACGGUUGCUACAGAAAUACAAUCUGCAAUUCCUGAUCCGCUCGCACGAGUGCAAACCCGAGGGCUAUGAAUUCUGCCACAGCCGCAAGGUGUUAACCAUCUUUUCUGCCUCCAACUACUACGAAGUUGGCAGUAACAGAGGAGCCUAUGUCAAACUAGGGCCGGCCUUGACCCCGCACAUUGUGCAGUUUCAAGCUAACAAGGCAACCCAUACGCUUACCAUGAGGCAAAGGAUUAGCAGAGUUGGGGAGUCGGCUCUGAGAGCCCUACGUGAAAAGUUAUUUGCCCAUUCUUCAGAUCUUCUUGUUGAAUUUAAGAAGCGUGAUAAAGAUAAAACUGGUCUAAUCACCCUGAGUGACUGGGCAGCAGCUGUGGAGUCUGUGUUGCAUCUAGGACUGCCAUGGCGGAUGCUGAGGCCACAGCUGGUGAGCAGCUUGACAGAUAACAAGCUGGAGUACAAGUCCUGGCUGAAAAACUUGGCCAAAGAACAAUUCAGCCAUGAGAAUAUACAAUCAAGUUUGCUGGAAGCACUGUAUCGAAACCGAUCCAACCUGGAGACCAUUUUUAGGAUCAUAGACAGUGAUCAUUCAGGGUUCAUUUCACUGGACGAGUUCAGGCAGACUUGGAAGUUGUUCAGCUCUCAUAUGAACAUUGAUGUCACAGAUGACUGCAUCUGUGACCUUGCCCGGAGCAUUGACUUCAACAAGGAUGGCCACAUUGACAUCAAUGAGUUCCUGGAGGCCUUCCGCCUUGUGGAGCAAUCCUGCUCAAAGGGAUAUGCAUCAGAUUGCUGA